UUAUGCCAAAGGCUUUUCUACCCAAUGAUCCUCUUGCAACACUCUGGGCUUCCUCUACCUAAGCGACCUUCAUCCUCUCCUCCUAUGUCAGUGGCUACCAGGUCUACAGGAACUUUGCAGCUUCCAUCACAGACACCUUUUGGGCAAGAGGCUUCCUUGCCUCUGGCAGGGGAAGACGACUUACCUAAGGGAGGGGAGCAAGACUCUGCCCUGGAGGAGCUAUGUAAGCCCUUGUACUGCAAGCUUUGCAAUGUCACCCUGAACUCAGCACAGCAAGCCCAGGCUCAUUAUCAGGGUAAAAAUCAUGGUAAGAAACUCCGAAAUUAUUAUGCAGCAAAUAGCUGUCCUCCUCCUGCCAGAAUGAGCAAUGCAGUGGAGCCUGUGGCUACUCCAGUUGCUUCUGUUCCUCCACAGAUGGGCUCCUUUAAGCCGGGAGGCAGAGUGAUCCUGGCCACAGAGAACGAUUACUGUAAGCUCUGUGAUGCCUCCUUUAGUUCUCCGGCUGUGGCCCAGGCUCACUAUCAAGGGAAGAAUCAUGCCAAGAGGCUUCGGCUGGCGGAAGCUCAGAGUAACUCAUUCUCGGAAUCCUCAGAGGUGGGUCAGCGAAGGGCCCGGAAAGAAGGGAAUGAAUAUAAGAUGAUGCCGAAUAGGAGAAAUAUGUAUGCAGUACAGAACAAUUCAGGUCCUUACUUCAAUCCCCGCUCUCGGCAGAGAAUUCCACGUGACCUAGCCAUGUGUGUUACUCCCAGCGGCCAGUUUUACUGCUCUAUGUGUAAUGUUGGGGCUGGCGAAGAGAUGGAAUUCCGGCAGCAUUUAGAGAGCAAGCAGCAUAAAAGCAAGGUGUCUGAACAGCGGUACAGGAAUGAGAUGGAGAAUCUGGGAUAUGUAUAG
This is a messenger RNA of Orycteropus afer afer, 891 nucleotides long. RefSeq names its product zinc finger matrin-type 3 (gene ZMAT3). The record is from RefSeq and is a predicted model, not a curated record. NCBI's taxonomy places the organism in Eukaryota, Metazoa, Chordata, Mammalia, Tubulidentata, Orycteropodidae. Gene Ontology annotation, molecular function: zinc ion binding; nucleic acid binding.